Drosophila elegans is the source of this 1107-nucleotide messenger RNA. RefSeq lists its product as uncharacterized. Gene Ontology annotation, molecular function: DNA binding. The transcript has a single exon. Gene Ontology annotation, biological process: regulation of transcription by RNA polymerase II. Lineage: Eukaryota; Metazoa; Arthropoda; Insecta; Diptera; Drosophilidae. The coding region runs from base 85 to 1035 and encodes 316 amino acids. Gene Ontology annotation, cellular component: nucleus; transcription regulator complex. The record is from RefSeq and is a predicted model, not a curated record.
ACCAUUUUCAGCACUGCCCGCUGCUGCAACAUUUACCAACACUGCAAACUGCAUUAAAAAUAUUAAGUUACAAAUUGCAACAAAAUGAGCUCCAACCACCGUCCCCUGGACGACUCGGAUAUCCUGCUGAUACAAACCAUCCGCGAGACGCCGUCGCUGUACGACCCACAGCUGCCCUCCUUCCGGCUGUCGCAGCGAAAGGAGGAGGACUGGGCCAAAGUGGCGGAUGUGCUCAACAUAUCGACGAUGGACGCGCGGCGUCGCUGGACCUGCCUUCGGGAUCGCUACUCCCGGGAGCUGAAGCAGAAGCGGCUGCAUCCGUCUGGCGAGUUUGGGCACAACGACUUCUUUCGGAAGAUGGACUUCCUGCGAGACUUUGUGCGCAAGCGACGGGAGCGAAGAGGACGCGACCGGGAUAGGGAUCAGAAGCCAGCGGGAUGGCUAAAAGUGGACAUGCCGCGGCGUCGUAUCCGCCUGCCCCUCGAUACGGACGCCCUCAUCGAGGAGCAGGGCUCGCAGGUGUACGAGGAGGGUGAGGAGCAGCAGCAAUACGAAGCCAAGCUGGAGGGGCAGACGACGCAGUCGGAGACGUACUCGGUGCUCGUGGAGGCGGACGAUGGCCAGGAGCCGGAUCAGGAGAGCUUUGACGAGUUCCUCGGCGAGUCGGAGUGCGAUCAGAAGGUUAAGGUCCUAACCAUCCAUCCGGAAGUUUCCACUCCUAAGGCAAUAUCUGCUCCGCCUUGUGAAGCAGUAGAGCCCAGCCAGACGGACAUAAACUAUGUUGUCUGUGUGCCCAACGCGAGCCAGGAGCGAGAGCGUUCCGCUCCAGAUUCAGUAGUCAAUCCGCCGGCCGUUCUCCCUCCAAACAACUCGGAAACGGAGGACGAUUUCUUCUGCAAAUCGAUCGCCGCCUACCUGCGUCAACUGUCGCGCGUGCACAAGAUCAAGGCUAAAGUUGAGAUGUAUCAGAUAUUGGAGAAGUACAUACUGCUCGAGGAGAGUGGAACGGGGUCGCAUGCGAAUGGGUCGGGCUAAGCAGGAUACGUAGCUACUUAUGUACAUAGAUUUUAACAUAGUUUUUUAAUGCAGUACAAAUAUACAAAGUGA